Saxophila tyrrhenica is the source of this 5010-nucleotide messenger RNA. RefSeq lists its product as uncharacterized. The record is from RefSeq and is a predicted model, not a curated record. Bases 1 to 5010 code for a protein of 1669 amino acids. Gene Ontology annotation, molecular function: protein binding; glycosyltransferase activity. The transcript is spliced from 2 exons. Gene Ontology annotation, biological process: protein O-linked glycosylation. NCBI's taxonomy places the organism in Eukaryota, Fungi, Ascomycota, Dothideomycetes, Mycosphaerellales, Extremaceae.
AUGAGCGCUGAGGUGGUACACAACAACGUCCACGCUCCCCGCUCCCACAGUGCUGGCACAGUCUUCUCACGAACCGAUUACGCCGGAGGCUCUAUGCCAUAUUUGACUCAGCAGUAUGCGCUGCCCAUCAACCAUGCCAGCUUGCGAGGAGAUGGCAGUGAUGGGAAUUUGAACAGUGGCCAGCAGACUCCACGCGCUGAGAAUACUUUGAGACGAAAGACCCCGAACGGAACGCUGAAUGCUGGGUACGAUGGAUCUUCAGUCGAGUCUAACCCGCAGAAGCAUCAGUUGAUGCCAAUGAGCGAGACAAAUGCGCAGCUGUACAAUCAAAUGCCGUCGCAAACCAAGCGCACCUUUAUGCAACACCAACAACGGCAGCACAGUGGCAUGAGCAAUGGCAUGGGCAGUGGAAUGAGCAGUGGGUGGACCACGCCGACUGGCCAGAUAUGGCAAGGCUCGCAGUACCCCAUGCCGCAGAACGCUUUCCCGGUCAUGGACUCCAUGCUGAACCAAGCUCCUGUGCACGCUUACAACGCCCAGCAAUACUUCGGCCAGACUGUUCCCAGCGUGAUACAGCCGUCCUUCCAGUAUGUCGGUCCGACAGCUUCUGGUUUGCAGGGCUCCGGACCUUACGGCCCGUACUGGCACGAUGGUACCUUUGUGCCAUACAGACCUGCCGCUUUACGAGAUCCAAGAUUCUACCACCAACAGUCUGCAAUCUGGCCGGAAUCGUUACCGAGCGCGCAAUACACUUUUCAGUCCAGCACAUGGCAGCCUAGCCCAUACCCGUCGCCCUCUGCGCAAUGGCCGCCCAUGGCUGGCGCGCUCCCUUUGAUGGGCCAAGCUGCUGGAUACAACUUCGGGGCUCCUCCAGCUCACACGCCUGUUCUUGGUCAGUUCGGCGAUCCUACCUCGACACCGGGUGGACAGUACUACGGUCCACCAAGCUAUCCACCUCCGCCGGCGCCACAGAACAACCAUGACGUCUACAAUUAUCAAGUCAACAACGCGGUGCCGUCUUACAACAAUGUCGAAGCCGAGUUCGGUCCAUCCUCGCCAAAUGGAACGCAGAGAGACAAGGCAUUCUCUUGGGCACUGCAGCAGUAUCGCGAUUUGCUUGGUUUCAUCCAGCAGACCAGACGACAACAACACCACAACCGGCAAGUGCAUGGGCAGCAGCAGGUUUCUCAUAGGCCAAGCUUCUAUCCAAAGCCACCCAAACCAUCCAGAUCUGGCUCGGCAGUACAGGUCAACAAAAGGCGGAAGGAAACAAGUGCGCUGCAGAGAGAGGCCUUGCACAGGUCUGACUCUGCACCUGGGCGAGAGUCGGGUGAAGCUUUGGGGUUGGACGAAGAGCUGGGUCCUGAGAAGACCCGGUCGAACUCGCUUCGCUUAGCAAACGGUCUGGAGAACCAGGACAACGAGUUCCACCGAAGGGCGUCAUAUGAUCAGUACACACGAUCCGAUCAAUGGCCUAGUGCUGCACAACACCAAGCAGACAAGUUCCGGACACUCCGCCGCUCCUCUGGUUCUACAGCUAUUUCAGGUCUACCUCAGGAUGACACACCAGUCUCGCGCGCGCAGUCGGCUCUUUCGAUGUUGGUCCGACUAUGUCAGGAGACAGAUUGGCAGUGGACGGAUGGCAUGCAUCUUGGUGGCUGUAUAGCCUACGGUCUGGGCAACUACCAGAAAGCGUUGAGAUGGUACACGAAAGUGCUGGACAUGGACCCGAAGCAUCUUGAGGCGACAUCGAAUCUUGCCGCGACCUUGCUUGCGCUCGGACAACGGCAAGAAGCCGAGCAGCAUUGGAUGAAGGUGGUCAAGGCAGCGCCGAAUCACUUCGAGGCUGUUGAGCAUCUCAUCGGUAUGCUCUGCAACGAGCAACGAAGUCGAGACGCCAUCCGGAUCAUCGAAUACGUCGAGCGCUCGCUGCGCCAACGUAAGCCUUCCGAUCUGCUUAAAGCUACCGACCGGCAGAGCGAGUGCUCUUCUUCGACAGCAAGUCGAUCACCCUGUGUGUCUGAGAUGUCUGACAGAAUGGCGUAUGACUUCGACGCGGACGGCGAUGCUUUCAAUCAGGACUGGCCGGACACGCCUGGCUCGACUGAACCAGGAUAUGGCUCCAGUGGCUUCGCGAUACCCGGCUGUGACAACGGUCGCAUCCUGGCUUUGAUUCACGCCAAGGGCAACAUGUUGUACAGCCUUAGUGACAAUGCUGGCGCUGCUCGCGCCUUUGAGGACGCGGUACUGAUAGCUGCAGGCCGACGGUUCCGCAACAUACAGGCACUGGUGAAGCACAUCCUUUCCGAGAUCUCCGCAAGCGUUCAGCAACGCUUAUUGGGCCAGCAGCCGCCUGCAUCACUGUCCACGGAGCCGAUACUCUUGACACCAGAAUAUGCUCUCGCAACUGCAAAGUUCUGCUUCAACCAUCUCGGCGAGCUACCUGGCCUGCAGUAUCUGCCUGGCGGCCCUCAGAGCCUUGCAAGAAGAGCUGUUGUAUCGACCACGAGCAACUCGCUUCUAUCGCUGGCAAAGAUCUACCAGGAUGGCAUGUCCAACAACAGUCGAGCGGCCGGUGUCACUCCUCUGGCAUCAGGCGUGAGAGACAUCUUGGCCUUGUAUUACCUGUCGUUGUCUCUGCAACCGAGCCCAUCGACCGCGAACAAUGUCGGCAUCUUGCUUGCGAGUGUUCAGCAGACUGUGGCACCUGUCCGACCACACCAGAAGAUGGACAUACCCGGCGUCGUCCCUGGAAGCGGCAUCGCGCUCGCUCUUCAGUACUACAACUAUGGCCUACAGCUCGAUCAGAACCACGCGCACCUCUACACCAAUCUUGGCAGUCUGCUGAAAGACAUUGGCCAGCUCGAUGCGGCGAUCAAGAUGUAUGAGCGUGCUGUGGUCUGCGAUGGGAAGUUUGACAUUGCUCUCGCCAACCUCGCCAACGCUGUCAAAGAUAAAGGCAGGAUCAACGAUGCGAUCGUGUACUACAAGCGCGCCGUCGAAGUCAGUCCAGACUUUGCUGAAGCUGUCUGUGGUCUGGCGAAUGCCUUGAACUCAGUCUGUGCAUGGAACGCUCGUGGCGGCAUUGCAGAAGACAAUGGCAAGCGGGAUCGAUGGCAUGUUGACCCUGGUGGUAUGCUGCUUGAUGCGAGGCAACCGGGUGCUUCGAGCUCGGGAUGGAUGAAACGGGUACUCGAUAUCGUUGGCAAACAGCUGGCGGAAGGAGAGGCCUGGGGCAGAGGAACGUUGACACCGACAAUCUUGGAGCUCCUAGUUCAGCAACUCACGAUCCUGGAGGGAUCAGUCGAGAACCUGAAAGAGCGCGAGUCGAACAUGCGCAAGACACUGACAGCAUGGGCCGGUCACCGCUGGGAGGGAGCACGCAUUACGCGGCUCAUCGAACGUGCAACACGGCGCAUUGGAUGGCACUGGUACCGGGACCUCUACAUCAAGAAGAAGCGACGGACAUCUGGAAGUUACGAUCGACCGCAGCUCCCGGCCUCGUUGACUGUCCCUACGGCGCCUACUGUGCUGCCCUUCCACACCUUCACCUGUCCCAUGUCGGCCAAGCAGGUCCGACUCAUUUCGCAACGCAACGGCCUUCGCAUCUCAGUGUCAACACUUCGCAGCCCGUGGUUGUCGAAGCAAGUCUGUCCGCCGCCCAAGCCACCUGCUCCAUCACUCCGUGUCGGAUAUCUGUCGUCCGACUUCAACAAUCAUCCGCUGGCUCACCUGAUGCAAUCUGUCUUUGGUAUGCACGACGAAAAGCGAGUUGAAGCGUACUGCUAUGCUACCACUGCGAGCGACAACUCAGUGCAUCGCCAGCAGAUCGAGAACGAGGCGCCGCAGUUCCGGGACGUCAGCACGUGGACCACGGAGAAGCUGGUCAAUCAAAUCGUGCAAGAUGGCAUUCACGUCCUCGUUAAUCUGAACGGGUACACACGCGGAGCUCGCAAUGAAGUCUUCGCCGCGCGUUCCGCGCCGAUUCAGAUGUCCUUUAUGGGCUUCGCCGGAACUUUGGGAGCUGAGUGGUGCGACUACCUUUUGGCAGACGAGACUGCUAUCCCGCCCAGUACUUUAAGGCCUUGGAGACGCAAUGUAGAUUUGGAAGACCAGUUAGUCGACGAGAACAAUGGUAGCGAUGAAGAAUGGGUCUACGGCGAGAACAUCAUCUAUUGCCGAGAUACAUUCUUCUGCUGCGACCACAAGCAGAGUGCGCCUGAUGCGCAGGACAAGCAUCUGAGCUGGGAAGAGGAGCAGAAGCGGAGAUGGCAGAUGCGGAAGGAGUUGUUCCCUCAGGUCUCGGACGACACCAUCAUCUUUGGCAACUUCAACCAGCUCUACAAGAUCGAGCCGACGACUUUCCGCACAUGGCUUCGCAUCCUCGCCCGUGUUCCGAACUCCAUCCUCUGGCUCUUGCGCUUCCCGGAUCUGGGCGAGUCGCAUCUUCUGGAGACUGCUCGCAAGUGGGCCGGCGCUGACGUCGCAUCUCGUGUUAUCUUCACCGACGUCGCGCCCAAGGCUCUUCACAUCUCACGUGCUCGUGUCUGCGAUCUGGUCUUGGACACAGCCGAGUGCAACGGGCACACCACAGCAGCCGACGUGCUAUGGAGCGGCACGCCGCUGCUCACGCUGCCGCGCUACUCGUACAAGAUGUGCAGCCGCAUGGCCGCGAGUAUCCUGAAAGGCGCAUUACCGAAGUCUGAGGAGAGUGCGAGGGCUGCUGAAGAGUUGGUCGCGACUGGUGAAGAUGAUUACGAGGAGAAGGCGGUUGCGCUCGGCAAGUCUUUCGUCUCGACGCCGAACAGCGCCGGCAUGUCGCAGGGUCGGGUGACGGAGUUGAGAAAGAUUCUGUAUACUGCGCGGUGGAGCAGUGCGCUGUUUGAUACUAAGAGAUGGGUGCGGGAUCUCGAGGAUGCUUACGAGGAAGCCUGGAGGCGGUGGGUGGCGGGUGAAGGAGGUGAUAUUUGGCUUGGUCGGCUGCCGCAGAAGCAUUCAGAUGCGGCGUAA